AUGGGAUCAAAAAAUUCUGAUUUCUAUAAUCGAAAAAGAAAUGGCCUUUCUCUUUAUAUAAUAACAUAUAAGAAUGAGCUCGAAAAGAAGUCACUUCAUAAUCUCCGAGAAAAAGUUAUUAUACUUAACGCUACCAAGGCUUAUCGGAAUGAAACUGAUGAUGUCAGGAAAUAUUAUGACGAACGCGCCUACGCCAAAACUUCAAUCAUAGCAUAA
Dentiscutata erythropus is the source of this 216-nucleotide messenger RNA. The record is from the annotation of a GenBank genome assembly. Lineage: Eukaryota; Fungi; Glomeromycota; Glomeromycetes; Diversisporales; Gigasporaceae.